Messenger RNA from Sardina pilchardus (European sardine), 3634 nucleotides. It is a transcript of the gene unc45a, whose product is annotated as unc-45 myosin chaperone A. Gene Ontology annotation, molecular function: Hsp90 protein binding. Gene Ontology annotation, cellular component: cytoplasm. NCBI's taxonomy places the organism in Eukaryota, Metazoa, Chordata, Actinopteri, Clupeiformes, Clupeidae. Bases 160 to 2970 code for a protein of 936 amino acids. The transcript has 19 exons. The record is from RefSeq and is a predicted model, not a curated record.
CGGAAAUACACAGCACGCAAGUGAUAAUCUAGAACAGUCUAGUGAAAUAACGGAGUAGUUUGGCAUUGAUUGCUAAUAUUUCCAUGAUCUUCCACAUAUCUAAACAUUACCAAAUAGUUUACAUUCCCGUUGAUCUUGUGGUUAAGCUGAAACAAAAAGAUGACCCAGGACGCGGCGGCAUUGAAGGAAGAAGGGAACAGCCUCUUUAAAACGGGCGAUUUUCAAGGAGCACUGUGCUCUUACACCAAAGCACUGAAACUUUCCGAGAGCAAGUCUGAUAAUGCAAUCCUCUAUCGCAACCGCUCCGCUUGUUACCUGAAGCUGGAAGACUAUUCCAAGGCUGAGACGGAUGCGUCAAUAGCUCUUGAUACCGAUCCAGGUGAUGUCAAAGCAAGGUAUCGUCGUGCGCAGGCGCUACAGAACCUUGGCCGAUUGGAUCAGGCAUUCGUGGACGCGAAGACAUGCGCACAGCUGGAGCCAAAAAACAAAGCAUUCCAGGACCUCCUGCGUCAACUUGGUGCUCAGAUCCAACAAAAGGCAUCACAGCUCUCCUCCACAGAUGCUCGCGUCCAGCAGAUGUUCAAACUCCUGAUUGACAGCUCAACAUCACAGUCAGACAAACAGAAGGCAGCCCAGAACCUGGUAGUCCUCUCCCGUGAGGACGCAGGAGCCGAGCAGAUAUUUCGCAACGAUGGCGUGAAACUCCUCCAGAGGCUCCUUGAGUCCAAGCAGGAGGAAAUUUUGUUGUCUGCCCUCAGAACGCUGGUUGGCUUGUGCACUGGACACCAGUCAAGGACCAUGGCUAUCGUGAAUGAACUUGGCAUGGAGAAGCUGUGUGCGGUCAUGGGCUCCGGGGAGCAGGCCGUGUCCCUGGCUGCGUGCCACCUGCUCCAGGUUAUGUUUGAAGCGCUCACCGAGGGCAUGAAGAAGGACAUCAGAGGGAAAGAUGAGGCCAUCUUGCCAGAACCGUCUCGGGAGCUGCGUUCCAUGAUGCGGCACCUCCUGGAAAUGCUGCCCGCUGCUAGUGUGUCGGGACCCGGCCGAGACAGCGCCAUCAACCUGCUGGUCAAGCAAGUUCCCCGCAAAUCCCAGAGAAACCCAGACAACUCACUCACACUGUGGGUGACAGACCAGGGACUUAAGAACAUUCUGGAAGUAGCAGGAACAGUGGCAGAGAUCGGCAAUGGCCCCCCGCUGACAGACAACUCCCACAUGAGCAGUUCAGUGCUACUCAACAAACUUUACGAUGACCUGAAGAGUGACGCUGAGAGGGAGAACUUCAGCCGCAUCUGUGAAGAAUAUGUGAAGAAUCAUUUUGAGCGCACAAAUCUGGAGUCAAAGCUACGGGCUAUCCAGGCUGUGUCGGUGCUACUGCAGGGGCCUAGUGAUGUGGGCAACCGCACGCUGGAGCUACCUGGCAUGAUGGACGCGGUCAUCGCUCUCUGUGCCUCACAGGACAUCGUCCACCAGCAGGUGGCAGUGGAGACCCUCAUCCACGCGGCUGGCAAGGCUAAGAGGGCCUCGUUCAUCACAGCGAACGGCGUGACACUCCUGAAGGACCUCUACAAGAACAGCGAGAAUGACAGGAUACGUGUCAGGGCACUAGUGGGAUUGUGUAAACUGGGAUCAGCAGGAGGCACCGAUUUCAGCAUGAAGCAAUUUGCUGAAGGCUCCACAUUAAAAUUGGCCAAACAGUGCAGGAAGUGGUUAUGUAACGAGUCGCUACCAGCCACCUCGCGGCGAUGGGCCAUCGAGGGCCUCGCGUACUUGACCUUUGAUGCCGAUGUGAAGGAAGACCUGGUGCAGGACAAGAACGCCCUACAGGCCAUGUUCCACCUGGCUAAGUCUGAGGAUAAGACUGUGCUGUUUGCUAUUGGCUCCACGCUGGUCAACUGCACCAACAGCUACGACGCGGAGAAGCCUGACGCUCAGAUGGUGGAGCUGGCCAAGUAUGCGAAGCAGCAUGUCCCUGAAGAGCAUCCGAAGGACGCUCAAUCUUAUGUGGAGAAGAGGCUGGUGAAGCUGCUGGAGGCUGGAGUGGUGUCCGCAUUGGCAUGUAUGGUCAAGCAGGAGAGCCCAGCCCUCACCGAGUCCUGCAGGGAGUGCAUCGCCAGGGUGUUCCUGGCGUUGGUGGAAAGACAAGAGGACAGGGGAACCGUGGUGGCACAGGGGGGAGGAAAGGCUCUGCUCCCACUUGUCACAGAAAGUACAGACAAGGGCAAGACCAAAGCAGCACAGGCACUGGCCAAAAUCACCAUCACUCACAACCCAGAGAUCGCCUUCCCUGGAGAGAGAAUCUAUGAAGUGGUCCGUCCUCUCGUCAGCCUGCUGCAACUGGAGUGCACUUCGUUGCAAAACUUUGAGGCACUGAUGGCCCUCACCAAUUUGGCUGGCAUCAGCGAGAAACUCAGGCAGAAGAUCAUCAAGGAGAAGGCUGUGCCAAAGGUGGAGGGCUUUAUGUUUGAGGAGCAUGAAAUGGUGCGUGCUGCAGCUACAGAGUGCAUGUGCAACCUGGUCCUCAGCACGGAGGUGCAGAAAUUGUUCCUGGACACGGGGAGUGACCGGCUGAAGCUGCUAGUGCUGUACUCUGGCGAGGAUGACGAGAGGCUUCGCAAGGCUGCAGCUGGCACGCUUGCCAUGUUGACCGCAGAACAGCCUGACUUAUGUGGCCGCAUCCCUGACACGACAAGCCACUGGCUCGAAAUCCUGCAAGCACUGUUGCUAAGUGACAGUCAAGACCUCCGUCACCGCGGCGCCGUGAUCACGAUGAAUCUAAUGGAGGCGGAGCGCGGCCUGGCGGAGAAGUUUAUUGAGAGCGAGGCUCUCGAGAUCCUCUCCGUCAUGGCCAAGGGGGACAACUCAGCUCCCAGCCCCGAGGCUCGUAUCGCUCAGCAAUGUCUUGACCUGGCUGUGGGCUACGGGCUGAUCCAGGCGGGACCCCAAGCAGGAGAGCCCAGGUCCGAGGCGUGACCACCAUAGCUCUCAUGAGAUCUCCAAUGCAGCUCAUGGGGCCUUCAACAGUCCACUAUGACAUAGGAUUUCAAGACAGGUUUUCACUCUGCGUUUUGUCACAUCCCAAUGAAGUAGGCAGGCAGUGCUCAAGAAAACUAGCGUGAAAAGCUGCAGUGUUAUCAAUCCAGUUUGAAGUGAAUUCUAAGAAAUUAUAAGCCUCAACAUUUUUCAUGAACACUACAGUUGCUCCAAGCCACACGCACACCCAAUGUAGUGCAGAAUUAUGUGGUGCCACAUUCCCCACAUUUCCAUCACAGGCAGCUUUUGGACACCAAAUCAGACUAAACGUUUAACACACACCAAACAUUUCCAUCUUAUUUUGUUUUAUGUGAUACUGCAUACUGCAUAGUAUUUAACAUAUGCAUUCCAAAAGCUUUGUUAAUGUCUUAAACAGAAGAAAUAUUGAUAUGUGUAUGCAGUGCAGAGUAGUUUGAAUUUCCACCAGGUUGGGUAUGAUUUUUAUUAUAUGACAAGAGUGAUUUAUUUUGUAUUUAAUCUGCACUGUUGAAUGAUGGUGUGCUGUGCCUUUUUAUGAACACUAAAUGUGUGUACCGUGCACCAAUGCCUGUAUGUAUGAAUUAUUUUUUCAUGGACUACUGCGCAAUAAACAUGUAUUAUUUGA